AUAAAAAACCGGGCUUUGCACACCGUUGCGUCGUGUCGGGCGCGGUCGCUUAUUCUCGUCCGAGCCGUCAACGUUGUCAUUCAUGCGUGUGUGUUUUUACGGACAUGGAGGCCGAGGACUUGCUGGAGCUGACAGCCGGGGAGGGAGGGGGAAGGAGGAGCGGGCAGCUGCCGCCGCUCAGCCGGGGUUUAUAUCCACUCGAGAGACUUGGAAAAACACGAUAAAGAAAUGCCCUCAGCUUGUCUUGACAGCUGGAUAUCUUCACCGCUAGUGUUGUCGCUUAAGUCUUGAUAGAAUAAAUGUACAUGUGCGAGACGUCCGUUGAGCUGUUGACAUGCGGAAAUCGUUGUCCAGCGGAGAGAGAGAAAUGCCCAGAGAGGCGGUUUAAACUCACCUACACCUGUUCGGAGUGGAGAAAUGCCGCAGAUUCUGUAUCUUAUUAUUUAUCUUCUUACUAUCUGCUGGUCCAUAACGUGAUUGGUGGUUUAUGUUUUGACACCAUGUAUCGUGUGAAAUUCAACCAUUACAGCGUGAUCAAGGAAACAGCCGGGCCUUUUGUGGUGCUAAUUAAUAAUCAGUAUCAAGACAGCUAAUUGAUGUCUGCAUCUGGUACAAUUAAAUGUAUAUAUUUUCCAUCACAGGCGGUUUUACUUUUCCAUAACAUUAUUUGGGGAAAAUAUAGCGUUUUACUUGAAUAUCACCAUCAAUACAUCAUAGCAUAUGAAUAUGCAAAUGUGCAUUUAAUAACUGACCAUUGCGGUGAUACCAGGGUGCUAAUGGCUUGUUAUCAAUACAAUGAUAUCCGUACCCAGCAGCAUUGCUAUCUGUGACAUUUAACAGGCUCUGUGGCGUGACAGGGAUCUUGGGUAAUCGAUAUUAGGCAUAAUAACAACAAUAUUAUGUGAUAUUGUAUGUGGUAAGAGCUGGGUGUUGGGAUGUAAAAACUAUUCAGGAUUGUAUCAGCUUUUGUUUUUCUCUUUAACGCUGUGGGGUGAACAGGGAAACAAACCUUCAAAAAAGGAAUUGCGUUUAUUUAGUUGUUAAAGUAAUUUAGAAAACAGACUCCGUCCAUGAGUGUGAUACUGACAAGUGUUACCCAUCUGUGUUUUCAUUCAGCAAAGACAGAAAGUACAAUUUUAGUAUGUUUCCAGUGUCCGAAUGGAUAUCGAGUGCAUUUUAGAAAGAUGUCACACUAGUUGCACUCAAUAUCUCUGCGUAUUCAUCUACUCACCGUAAAGGAAGUCAGCCUGGUUCAGAUUUUUGUUAAUUGGUGAUGGCCUCGGUGUUUCCCCUGCAGAGUCUGACACAGGCAGCGGUCUCAGCAAGAUGUCGAGCCGAGGAGCAAAGAAGAAGUUGACCAAGACGUCCCGGUCCUCCAAGGCCGGGGUCAUCUUCCCCGUAGGACGCAUGCUGCGCUACAUCAAGAGGGACCUGCCCAAAUAUCGCAUCGGGGUGGGAGCGCCCGUCUACCUGGCUGCUGUCCUCGAGUACCUCACCGCUGAGAUCUUGGAGUUGGCAGGUAAUGCAGCCAGAGACAACAAGAAGGGUCGCAUCACACCACGACACAUCCUGCUGGCCAUCGCCAACGAUGAGGAGCUGAACCAGUUGCUGAAAGGUGUGACCAUCGCAGCGGGUGGAGUCUUGCCCAACAUCCAUCCGGAGCUGCUGGCUAAGAAGAGAGGAAUAAAGGGAAAGCUGGAGAUGCCCAUGUCACCCGCACCCGAGAAAAAACCCAAGCCGGUCAAGAAAUCGGCGAGCAAGAAAAUGGGUCGGAAAAAGAGGGGCGCGAAGGCUAAGAAGCAGGGCGAGGUGAGCAAGGCGGCGUCGGCGGACAGCACCACAGAGGGAUCUCCAGUCGACAGCUUCACCGUGCUCUCCACCAAGAGCCUCUUCCUGGGUCAGAAGUUGAAAGUUGUCCAAGCCGACCUUUCCAUCGUGGAUAGCGAAGCUGUCGUUCACCCGACCAACUCCUCCCUCUAUACAGGUGGUGAAGUAGGCUCUGCUCUGGAGAAGAAGGGAGGGAAGGAGUUCACCGAAGCGCUGUCGGAGCUGAAGAAGAAAAACGGCCCUCUGGAGGUGGCUGGCGCCGUGUUGACCGCCGGCUUCGGCCUGCCUGCCAAGUACGUCAUCCACUGUAACAGUCCAGGCUGGGGCUCCGACAAGUGUGAGGAGAUGCUGGACAAGACGGUGAAGAACUGCCUGGCUCUGGCAGAUGAGAAGAAACUCAAGUCUGUGGCUUUCCCCUCCAUCGGCAGCGGGAGGAACGGUUUCCCGAAGCAGACGGCGGCCCAGCUGAUCCUUAAGGCCAUCUCCACCUACUUUGUGGCCACCAUGUCUUCCACCAUCAAGACCGUCUACUUCGUGCUGUUUGACAGCGAGAGCAUCGGCAUCUACGUGCAGGAAAUGGCCAAGCUGGAGACGAGCUAAAAGAGUUCGGAGUAUUCGCCUCCCAAUGUUAUUUUAAUUCUUUUUUUGCAUUACGUUUGUAUUUUUUCCUAUAUUGUUUUUAAUUUCUCAUUUACUUGUCACCUCUGGCGUUUAAAUGUAAAAGUGCACUGCUCAUUCUACGGUCUUUUAAUACAAGCAGUGCUCUACGAAACGGAUUCAACAAGUGAAAGGACUCACUUUAAGAUUUACUCUUUU
Anarrhichthys ocellatus (wolf-eel) is the source of this 2643-nucleotide messenger RNA. RefSeq names its product macroH2A.1 histone (gene macroh2a1). Gene Ontology annotation, molecular function: DNA binding; structural constituent of chromatin; protein heterodimerization activity. The record is from RefSeq and is a predicted model, not a curated record. The coding region runs from base 1327 to 2427 and encodes 366 amino acids. Gene Ontology annotation, cellular component: nucleosome. Lineage: Eukaryota; Metazoa; Chordata; Actinopteri; Perciformes; Anarhichadidae. The transcript is spliced from 8 exons.